UAAAGAAAAGCGAAAAUGAAUAUUAGGGAAUUUAUUGCUACAGUGCAUCCAUCUACGAGCGUCGGCUACCGAUGUCCGCCGCGGCGGCGACAGAGUCAACAUCCGGCGACGCAGAGAUGCGCACGUUUCGGCGCUCGCCGAGGGAAAAGGGACGCCGCGAUCGUGACUUUGGGACAUGAGAGCGACAAUGAAGCCCACCAGCCUACACAGCAGCACCUGAGGAGCACGUUCGCUUCCAGCAGUACGUUUUACAAGGAAUUCGGCCGGUUUACUUAGGAUUUACCUAGGUUUCGGUCUUUGGUCCUAAAGUUUAUUCUGAAACGAUCGAAAGGCUACCUUUUCUACCAACGAGUUAAGAACACAAGAGCCAUGUCAUCAGGCGCAGGUUCCAGUGGAACUGGCCGGGGGCGUGGUUCAUCACUGGCAGACAAUAAGCCAGAGAGCAAAGAAGCGAAGCCUAAUCCAAAGAUGUCAAAAGCUUUAGGAACAUCCGCCAAAAGGAUACAAAAAGAAUUGGCAGAAAUCACAUUAGACCCACCACCAAAUUGCAGUGCAGGACCUAAGGGAGACAAUUUAUAUGAAUGGGUAUCAACAAUACGGCCUCCUGGUUCAGUUUAUGAAGGAGGAGUAUUUUUUUUAGAUAUACAUUUUUCUCCAGAAUAUCCUUUUAAACCUCCAAAGGUUACAUUCCGGACACGAAUCUAUCAUUGUAAUAUCAACAGUCAGGGUGUAAUUUGUUUAGAUAUAUUAAAAGAUAAUUGGUCUCCUGCAUUAACUAUCUCAAAGGUUCUAUUAUCUAUUUGUUCUCUCUUAACAGACUGUAAUCCAGCGGAUCCUUUAGUAGGAAGUAUAGCAACACAGUAUCUACAAAAUAGAGAAGAGCACGAUCGCAUAGCACGGCUUUGGACUAAGCGUUAUGCCACAUGAAUAACUUUUUGAAAAAAAGUUGACUUCCUUGUUCCUUCAAAACGAACUUAAGGAAAACUGUUUAACUACAUUAAAAUUUUGAUUAUUCGGACUGAUCAGUUAUUCUUAAUAAAUUAAUCAAAUUUCUUCGAAUAUUAUUUAUAAGUUUAUAUUUGUUUAAUAUAGUAAUAUUUCUCUAUAUUAUAAUUAAAAUUAUUUACAUUUUUUUCUAAUCAAUUUAUAGUAUCAAUUAUUUGAUCGAUAUUAUUUUCCUUUAUGUUUUUACAUACAUAUAUAUUUUAAUAGAUAAAUUAUGUACAGAUACAUAUAUAUUUUUUUUCAUUAUUUAUAAUCGCUUUCAUGAACCAAUAUUAUGUAUUAUAAUAAAAUUAAUGAGAAGUUAUAUUAACAAAAAUUAAAACUUCGUUUAUUCGAAGAAAUAUCUAAAAAAUUUUUUAUAAUCUUUGAAAUUUCAAUUUAUAGUUAUGUUAUGAAAUACGAUAACAAAUGAUCAUUCGAAUAAUCAUAAUUUAAAUUUUUUGCACCUUCGAAAAAUUAUCGUAUGUAUAUGUGUAUCUAUCGAAGGAUUGCUAUAAAGAAAGACUCUUUAAGAUCGUCGAUACGAUCAUUGUGAUGUGCUUUUAUAUCGAGUAUGUAAAUGUGCCUAAGAUGAAUGAAUGUGCGUGCAUGAGCUACCUUACUACUUUCGUUUUCACCCUGCAGCUCUUAAAUAUCUUCCAGAAUGUAUUCUUAUGAAUACAA
Messenger RNA from Apis florea (little honeybee), 1668 nucleotides. It is a transcript of the gene Ubc2, whose product is annotated as ubiquitin conjugating enzyme 2. Lineage: Eukaryota; Metazoa; Arthropoda; Insecta; Hymenoptera; Apidae. The record is from RefSeq and is a predicted model, not a curated record.